Messenger RNA from Limanda limanda (common dab), 4751 nucleotides. Its product is annotated as carboxyl-terminal PDZ ligand of neuronal nitric oxide synthase protein. Bases 393 to 2390 code for a protein of 665 amino acids. The transcript is spliced from 11 exons. The record is from RefSeq and is a predicted model, not a curated record. Gene Ontology annotation, molecular function: nitric-oxide synthase binding. Lineage: Eukaryota; Metazoa; Chordata; Actinopteri; Pleuronectiformes; Pleuronectidae.
GGGAGAGACAGAGAGGGAGAGAGCAGGGUGCAGCGUUGCCACCAACAGGACUGGAUUCAAAAAAUAUAAAUAUUAAUCCAGAUCAAAAGAGCAAAGCAGGAGGACAAACACUGGGUUUCUCUCUUUGUACCUUCGGACACACGGAUCCUCCACGCUGCUGCUGCCUUUCAGGGACAGUUUGAGGAGAGAAGAGGACAAACGUGUCCCCGCUGAGGACGGGACCUCUGAGGCUCAGCGACAACAAUGCACCGCGUCCCCACCGGGAGACCACGGCUGGAUCGCACACACACAGACAGACACACACACAGACAGACAAACACACGUGUGAUCGAUCGUGGCGUCUUCUCCGUGUUGACUUGUUGAGACAAGUGUCUGUUAGAGUCCGAGACGCGAUGCCUGCGCGGAGGAACAGGUACAACCUGGUGGACGAUGUGGCGGACUCCAGGCUUCCGCUGCACAACGAGGAGGCGUACCAACACGGGAUCUCCUUCCAAGCCAAGUACGUGGGAAGCCUCGACGUGCCCAGGCCCAACAGUCGGAUGGAAAUUGUGGCGGCUAUGAGGAGAAUCAGGUAUGAAUUUAAGGCCAAGAACAUCAAUAAGAAGAAAGUGAGCAUCGUGGUGUCUGUAGACGGAGUUAAAAUCCUCCUGAGGAAGAAACAGAAGAGGAAAGAGUGGACAUGGGAUGAGAGCAAGCUGCUGAUCAUGCAGGAUCCAAUAUACAGGAUUUUCUACGUGUCUCACGACUCCCAGGACUUAAAGAUCUUCAGCUACAUCGCACGAGAUGGUUCCAAUAACUCCUUCAGAUGCAACGUGUUUAAAUCCAAGAAGAAGACGCAGGCCAUGCGUAUAGUGCGGACGGUGGGUCAGGCCUUCGAGGUGUGCCACAAGCUGAGUCUGCAGCACGCUGAGCAGGAUGCAGACGGACAGGCAGACGGAGAGAGUGAUAAAUCAACAGAGGAGCCCAGCAGUGAUGGGCGUAAACUGACGGGAGCAGAGCAAGGGGAGGAAGAGGAGGAGGGCAAACACGGAGGAAGACGAGGAGAGGAUUCUUUGGCCGGCACUUCACUGUGUGAAAAGGCCGUCAGUGAUAUUCUGCAGAGUCUGGCUGAACUGAAUGUGGUGAAACCUGGACAGACCAUCAUGGACCUUGAUCGACGGUCCGUCUUCACUGUGACGUCUCAAGGCAUCACUCCCAGCAGCCCUUGCUCUCCGUCUCUCACUCCGCUGGCGUCGCAGCACUUCCUGCAGCUUCUUCAGCAGCAGCUGCAGCAGCAGCAGCAACAGACACAGGUGGCCGUCGCACAGGUGCAGCUGUUGAAGGAUCAGAUGGCAGCAGAGACCGCCGCCCGUAUGGAGGCUCAGGCCCGCGUGCACCAGCUGCUGCUGCAGAACCGGGACCUGCUGCAGCACCUGGCGCUGCUGGUGCAGCAACUGAAAGAGCUGGAGACCAGUUCCCCAAAGACGGCACAACCAGAGCCGCCCCAGCAGGAGCCUCAAGAGAACGGACACAAUGCUCUGCAAUCAUCCGUCUCUACAUUAGCAAAUUCCCUGUCUCUAAAUCUGAAGAAUCACUACAACCAGACCUCUGACCAGCUCAUCACCUCCACGCCGGCAUGGCAGCUGCAGACCUCCCUCACGCAGGUGGACUGCGCCGAGUCCUACCUCAACCUGCUCAACCUGGAGAACUGCGGCACGUCUGCAGCGUCGAUCAACGGGAGCCUGGACCCGUUCAUCAGGGCCAACGGGGCGGCGGACGACAAGGAGAGGUCCUGCAAUGAGAUCGUCCCGUUCACAUCGAGAAACUCUGACAACAUGGAUGAGAAGUGUAAACAGACAAUCCCCAAACUUGACCCCCCACCACCCUCCCUGAACCGCAAGCGGGCCAGCAGAACUCUGUCCCCUGGGUCAGAAUUCACAGCUGCGCCCACGCCCGACGAGGUCGCCGCUAACGAUGCGACCCCUAGCCGCAGAAGCAGCCUCUCGUUCCCGGACACCACCCCCAGCUCCCUGUCGUCCGGCGACUUCCACUCCCUCAGCAACGGGGAGAGCAGCUCGUGCUCGACCAGCGAGGACUCGGGGGUUCGCUCGGAGACCAAGUCCCUGCUUUCGCCUCUGCGCGACGACGACGACCUGUUCGGGGACCGCGGGACAUUUUUGACGGCCUCCAGCGGCUGUGACAGUCCCUCGGAGGAGAGAGACGAAGCGGUUGCCUCUCCCUCCGAGUCGUACCCUGCCGAGCCCCACGGCCUCGCCUCACACUCGGACACCUAUGAGCACCCACUGCCCUUCUCCUCUCCUGCAGAUGAUACCUGCCUUCACAUCAGUUUCUCUGAGGACGAGCUACCAGAGAGCAGCCAGGAAGACCCAAAUGUCCCCCAGCGGAGUUAGGACGGGCCGCCAUUCCCCUGAAGACCUCGUCACUAUGUUCUUCAAUCAGCUUUCAGUGCAGUACUUACUGUCAGACCCUCUUGUGUUUGCACUGGGCUCCAUUUCAGGAACUUUAAUUAUUCUGUCCACUUGUGACACAGUACAGACAUAGCAUUAAUAACUAAGUGUAUAAAUAAUAUUAGCCAUUGAACAGAUUUAGUAUUUUUGUAAUAAAAUUAAUCAUCUUAUUUACUUUUUAGUAACUAGAAUGUUGAGAAGAAAACAUGUAGCCACUCUUGCACUGUUAGCCCUGCGGUAUACUUGCUGUUUAAUAACGCGUACGCAACUGGCUGCAUCGCAAAGGUUAUUGUUCGCGUACUUGCUAAAGGUGCAAUGCGUGUUACUUGAGGACUCCAGACGAGGGCUCAUCACAGAACUCAAAAAUUAUAGAGCACUCUGGCCAAUGUCAAGAUCAAGACGGAAAUGCGAAGGUGGUAUGUCAGACCCCUAAAUCAGACGUGUCGUGAAAACGGCAAGCUUACUUCUCUUGUUCUGCUCAUGCUGGGACUUCGCCUAUUCUGUAACUGAUGUCGUUCCCACUGACCCGGUCAAGGACUCGCCACUGCCCCUACCUUGAAGUGGGUAUUGCAGCUUGCUAACAGACGAAGAUUAAGUGAGUCAGCCAUUGUGCGUACGCGUAAAGAUACGCUUGUAUCUGCGGCCUUAGUCACAUCAUUUACCGUAAGAAGAUAAGGGAAUGCAUUUUAUUUUUGCUAGUAGUCAACAUUUAAACAUUUUUUUGUAUGAUGCUUUGCUGUGGUGCAAAUUGAUGUUUCUGCAGAUUUCACAUUGAUGGUGAUCUUGGGAAGAGCCUUGUUUUCUGAAAAGCACCUUUUUGGAUGAUGGGUGGAAAGAAAAGAACAAGGAAGUCAGAAGAGGGGGAAAAGGCGAGAAUUGGAGCAUAGUUUGGGUUUAUGCACGACCACUUUUGGCUGUGCAGUCGGUUUUUGUUUUAUCAGAGUUGAGUUGGGUCUAGCAUGUGUUGUGCUACUUGUAUUUUUGGUUUUGUCGGAAUUAGCCGAAGGGAAUUUGUAUUGUGUUAUUGAUUCUGUGUGUAGCAUGAUUGCAAUCUUUCAAAACAGAGGGAUUUGUUGUUGAAUGAAAACGAUUUAAGUUUUGUGAGACAACAGAGGAAGAAAGCAAACCCUCAGAGAGCUAACGGCCUUGAAAGCUUUGAAUUGCACCUUCCUGGGUGGGGAGUCGGUUAUAAAACGAAGCCCCGGGCUCAGUGGGAAGAUAAUUGGGGAAUCACAUAGGGCCUUGGAGAAUGACAGCAUGGCAGAUGGAUUUUUAUCUUUUCUCUCUCCUGAAUGAUAAGAAAAUCUGUUUCUUUAAAAGCUCUCAAGACAAUUACAAUGACAUUGCUGCUGCACAUUGAAAUUGUUUUUUCUUAAUCUAAAUGUUGGGAACAUUGUUUUGACCAUAUUAUUGUUAACUAAUAUAGAGCUGCAACAAUUAAUCAAUUAGUAGGUCAUACUAAAAUAUUAAUUUGCAACUAUUUACAUGAUAGAAAUUAGAAAAAUUAGAAACAAAAUUAACCAUUGUCCUUUUUAAUCAAAAAUACAAAAUAUAACCAGGUUUCAGCUUCUCCAUUAUGUAUAUGUUGGAUUUUUUAUCAGUCAAUGUUGUCACUAGUGACUGUCGACAAAUGUCACAUGCAUUUUUCUCUUUUUUGGGUUAAUUUCUUGAUCACACAAUUAGUCAAUUAAUCAAGAAAAAGAUUUAGACUAAUCAAUAAUGAAAAUGGCCUUUGAAUGUAGCCCUAUAUCUAUAUAUUGGCCUGUUUAUACAAGGCUGGAGUGCUGAAAAUGGGAGAAUGAAACGAUAAAAUGAUCAGCCAGUUAACAGAAACAAUUCUGUUGAUUAUUAGUUUCACUUCAAUCUCAAAUGUAAGUAUUUGCUGAAUAUUGAAGAUAUUUAUAAAUCUGAACAUAUAGAGGUUUUUCUUUUAUUGAAGUGAUAAAUCGGUGGGGAAAAUAAAUCAAGACAAUAACCAGGUAUCCUAACAAUGAAAAUAAUUUGUAUACAUUCUAGAGCUGAAGACAUAGCGGAAAUUCCUGUUUUUAUCUUGUGCGGCAAGAGUAGUGUACUGUUUAAUUAUGUUGAAUUUAAUUUAUUGCAGAGUUGUAACCUGUGACAGGUAGAGGUGACAAUUAAUGAGCAGCUGAGGUGAGAAGAGGGGCGGUGUUGUGGUUCAGGUGUAGAAUUCCCACAGUCGAAUUUACACCGAGAGACAAGGCUUUUCUCAACAUCACCUGUAGCAGGGAGCGAAAACAGCAAUAACACAUGGAAGAAAAAUGAAUAAAGAGGAAUACUCCAGCA